Molecule: messenger RNA, 1440 nt
Organism: Tetrahymena thermophila SB210
Lineage: Eukaryota; Ciliophora; Oligohymenophorea; Hymenostomatida; Tetrahymenidae
Product: serine/threonine protein phosphatase superfamily protein, putative
Exons: 8
Cellular component (GO): nucleus; cytosol
Molecular function (GO): protein serine/threonine phosphatase activity; protein binding
Source: RefSeq, a predicted model, not a curated record
AUGGAUACAGAAGACUUCUAACAAGCUGAAGAAUUUAAAUAAAAGGGUAACGACUGCUUUAAGCAUAGUAAAUAUUAGGAGGCCUCAGAUUUCUAUACUAAGGCUAUAGACUGUCAUAGCACCUCACCAAAAGCAGCUCCAUAUUACUCUAAUAGAGCAUUCUGCCAAUUAAAGUUAGAAAAUUAUGGUCUCGCUUUGGAGGAUUCUAAAACCUCUAUUAAAUUAGAUCCUAAUUUUGUCAAGGGUUAUUAUAGAGAAGGUUCUGCCUAUUUAGCUCUUGGAAAACUUGAAGAUGCUAGAAAUUCCUUCAAAGCCGCUCAUAAGUUACAGCCCAAGGAUACUGAUAUUAAUGAAAAACUUAAGAAAUUAAAGUAGAUGAUUUAUGAGAAAGAAUUCCUUAAGUCAAUCGAAAUUUAACACACCCCUUUAGUUAUUCAUCCUGAAGAUAUUAUUGUUGAGCCUAGUUACAAUGGUCCAAAACUUGAAGAGGAUAACCAAGAAAUUACUGCAGAAUGGGUCUUAAAUUUAAUGAAUUGGAUGAAGGAUUAAAAGAAAUUGCAUAAAAAAUAUGUCUGGAUCCUCAUAAAGAGAUGCAAUAACAUUCUUAAAUAAUAUAAAGCCCUCAUUGACUUGGACUACGGACAAGAUGAAAAACUCACUGUUUGUGGUGAUAUCCAUGGUCAAUACUACGACUUAUUAAACAUAUUCUCUCUUAACGGAAACCCUAGUCCUUCCAAUCCUUACCUCUUCAAUGGAGAUUUCGUUGACAGAGGUUCAUUCUCUGUUGAAUGUAUCCUCACUCUUAUUGCUUGGAAGGUUCAUAAUCCUAACGUUAUUCAUUUCACUAGAGGUAACCACGAAUCUAAAAACAUGAACAAGAUGUAUGGAUUUGAAGGAGAAGUUAUUCAUAAAUAUGAUAGCAAGACUAUGGAAUUCUUCUCAGACUUCUUCUAAAAUCUUCCUUUGUGCUAUGUUUUGAACAAAAAGGUUAUGGUUAAUCAUGGUGGUCUUUUCAGUAAUGACGGUGUCACCCUUGAAGAUAUUCGUGCUAUUGAUAGAUACUAAGAACCUCCUGAUACUGGCCUUAUGACUGAUUUAUUAUGGAGUGAUCCCGUCAAGCAAAACGGUAGACAUCCUUCUAAGAGAGGUAUCUCUAUUGGUUUUGGCCCAGAUGUUGCAUAAAAAUUCCUUGCUGAUAAUAAAUUAGAAUUAUUGGUUCGUAGUCAUGAAAUGAAAGAAAAUGGUUAUGAAAUCGAAGCCGAUGGUAAGGUUAUCACAGUUUUCUCAGCUCCUAACUAUUGCGAUUAAAUGGGUAACAAGGGUGCUUAUAUAAUCUUCAAAGGAAGCGACAUGAAGCCAGACAUUAAAACUUUUUCAGCUGUGGAACAUCCUAAAGUUCCUCCUAUGGCCUACUCAAGAAAUUUCUUAAACUUGUUUUGA